Messenger RNA from Triplophysa rosa, 1149 nucleotides. Its product is annotated as cornifelin homolog B-like. The record is from RefSeq and is a predicted model, not a curated record. Bases 165 to 545 code for a protein of 126 amino acids. Lineage: Eukaryota; Metazoa; Chordata; Actinopteri; Cypriniformes; Nemacheilidae. The transcript is spliced from 4 exons.
UGUACGUGUGAUGAGUGAAAAUCUGUAUGUAGACAUUCCUGGCUUCCUCCCUCCCCUUGUAAAUAAAAUGACAGCAUCAUCCACUGGCAGCUUUCAGACACCUGCUCAACAAGACUCUGUCCAGAUUCAAUUUUGUGGAGUUUUACAUCUGAGAAACAUUCAUCAUGGCAUCCAAGAUGGUGAUUCAGCAGCCCAAGCCUCUGGUAGUGGCUGCUGCCUCAGACCAGUGGAGCACCAGCAUCUGUGAAUGUGACAAUGUUAAUGAAUGUUGUUUCUCCGUGUGGUGUUUCCCUUGCUUUGCCUGCAUUACAGCCAGAGACCACGGAGAAUGUCUAUGUCUCCCCCUGCUGGACAGCUGUGGAUUCAUCCCUCCAAUCACACUCUCCAUGAGGGUGUCCACACGCAAACGCUACGGAAUCAAGGACUCUAUUUGCAAUGACUGUGUGUAUGCUUUCUGCUGUGGACCUUGCUCAUGGUGCCAGAUCAGAAGGGAGAUGAAGACAAGACUUCAUCCUGUCACUCUGUUCAACAACAAGCCAACAUAAAAGUACAUCAACAAAAUCAUCAUGCAUUAUCUUCAUCACUACUUGUCAUUGUCUUCCCCAUCACCCUUGCCUUUGUUCGGAUUCCUGUCAUGUUAGUCAUAAAGAAAGACUUGCUUGUUCUGCAGGUCAAAUCUGGAGUUUUGAUCUCCUCUUCCUCCCACACACACUGAUCUGAGGUCUGUUUUUGCUGGGCCAUUGUGGAAUGUCCUGCAAAUAUUGUUGGCGUUCAGCUCUGAUCUAUGGGGAGUGUUAUGGAGUGAAGAAUACAGUCUUAUUCACUUAUAACCACUGGAUCCUUCUGAUAAAAAAUUAUUUGUAAAUCUGAAACUUAAUAGUAGGCUACACAGCACAUUUUUGAGAUCUAUAGUCAUGAAACCUAUUUUUAUUACUGAUUGUUGUUUUCAAAUUUUAAUUGCUCAGCUUCUUUUAUAUUGUAUAUGUAGUAUUUUUUAAAUAUCAGCUUAACAGUAUUCUGCACACUGUAGUUGAUUUAGUUAUUUUUGAGACUAUCAUUUUGAAAAAAAGUUUUGUGUGAAUGCUUUUUCACAUCUUUAUAUGACUGAAUGGAUAAAAAUGAAUAUGUUUGGAAACUCAAUAAAGUUGU